AUGAAGCAGACUGAGCCCAUGGAAACUGAGACGCAGUCAGAAACGCCUACAGCACCAAGUUCACGUGAGUCCGUUUCUGAGCAGAGCGGGGCGGUGUCGGCCGAGUCACGGAAGGUGUUGCCUCGGAUCGCAAGUGCGGGCAAUGAGCUCUAUCGCGCAGCGGCGCCUGGUGUGCCAUCCGCGGUGACUGCUUCGUAUUCUGACUUUAUUGCACAACAGCAGCAUUAUCAGCAGCAACAGAGAAGUUUAAGCGGCAGUGGUGGCAGCGGUCUUCGUCAUAGCUUUUCGUGGGGUUCGUUCGUAGCGGCACCACCGUUCGCCGUCGGGUAUGGAAGCGGUAUCGGAGGCAGCGUCCCUAACCUGAGCUCUGGGGCUGCCCCGUUGGGUGCCGCAGAGAUUCUCGCACAAAACGCAUACCUCCACUCGGAACUAAACCGGGCGCAGUCGGAAAUACAGGCACUACGGAAUCGUAUUUACGAGCUGGAGAUGCACCUGGGGGUUGCCAGCUGUGGCGUCCGUUCCCCGACUGAAAGAGCAUCAACACCUCCAGCUCCGGCGAGCGCUGGUCAGGGCAAGGCGCCAGGCAGCAGCACUGCGGUCGCUUUGGGCUCUGGGCCAGUGCUGACUGCGCCGCCGCCCUUGCACGUAGCAACUGCAGUUCCGUUUGGAGGAUCAGCUGCGAUACCGGCUUCUGGUGUUGGCGCGCUGUACUCUAACAAUCGAGUGAUGCCCUGCAUGUCAAUGCCGCAUAGCUCGAGUCCACUGAAUUUGCCAGCCUGGCGACCAGAUCGGUUUUCGCCGUCUCCACCACCCGCCCAGUUUGGCAGCGGCCUCAGCACCAGCGCUACUACUGCAUCUGGGCGCGCGGCAUCUGUGCCAAACCAACCGUUUUCCUCUGCUGGACCUGGUAGUAGUCAUGCGCGGCCGGGGCUCGCCGCAAAGAGCAUGCUCGCCCGACACGAUUCUCUAGGUUCCAUCAGCAAAGACAGCCAUAACAGCCACGCGGAUGAAUACGGAACUGGGGGUUACAGCAGCAGCAGUGGAAGCAGUCUUCGUAUUGGAGAACGUAGACGAUCUCAAUCAUCCUCGAAACGACGUGGAAGAGCCUCAUCAGUGGGGUCGGCACCGGAGACCGGAACCCCGCAGCCACGGUACUGGACUCAGGAGGAACACCAACGUUUCCUGGAAGCUCUGGAAAAAUUCGGAACCCGGAACGUGAGAGCGAUCAGCGAGUAUGUUGGUACUCGAAACGCAACGCAGGUUCGCACCCAUGCACAGAAGUACUUCUUGCGGCUCACUAGAGAGGCAGAGAGGAAAACCUCGCGACCAUGA
Molecule: messenger RNA, 1332 nt
Organism: Cyanidioschyzon merolae strain 10D
Lineage: Eukaryota; Rhodophyta; Bangiophyceae; Cyanidiales; Cyanidiaceae
Product: MYB-related protein
Exons: 1
Coding region: 1-1332 (443 amino acids)
Molecular function (GO): DNA binding
Source: RefSeq, a predicted model, not a curated record